Messenger RNA from Sclerotinia trifoliorum, 2242 nucleotides. Lineage: Eukaryota; Fungi; Ascomycota; Leotiomycetes; Helotiales; Sclerotiniaceae. The record is from the annotation of a GenBank genome assembly.
AAGAAAUCAGGUGUUUUACGACAACAACAAAAUUAGAUUGAGCCCCGUUGAACCUCAAGGAGAAGCUCUUUGAUAGGGUUUGGAGCUUAAUCAAGGCAACCACUUCACUCCACUUCGAUCCAUUGUGGCCAUAUGCAGUGGGGCAAAGGGGUAGUGGGGCAGCAAGAAACAAUGGAGGGUGGGACUAAGUCCCAAUCUUAACCGAUUGCUGGAGGAAGAACACUCUCGAAUUCCACGAACAGGGUCUUCCCUAACGGAAGCGAGUUUUGGGUCCCCUAAAUCGGAAUAAACGUGGGAGAUCAAUGGAUCAAAAAGAUUCACCCCGGACUCUAAGGAGAAAAAAAUUCCCUGGUCCACCCUCUACUUGGGGGUCCCUCUUCAGACUCUGAAGAGAUACAUUAUGUCGUUGUCCACAGAUUUAGCGAUGCAUCUCUUCACGAAUAAUACGCUGCCUUACAAAUAAAGUCCACUAGAUGCAAAUAUGGUUGACGCAGGCGCUACUAUCCUACCUCUUGAAGGUUUCCCUCUAACAAUAUUCGUCGUAUCUAUCGUCGGUCUUCUCAUCUCAACAAUCACUAUAGCAGUGAGAACCUAUGUCAGAAUUCAAGAAAAUGCAUUUGGGUGGGACGAUAAGUUGAUAGUCCUGGGAUUGGUAUGACCGUCUCUUCAACCUUUGUGUUACCAUUGAUAUUAACCCUCAUAGAUGGUUUUCAUCGUCGAUGUCAGCCUAGCUUGUCAUGGCACUCAAGUCGGCCUCGGUUCGCGCAACGGUAGACUGAACGCAUACUUCGAGGUACAAGGAACGAAAUACCUAAUGCUCUGGAUGAUGCUGUACGUCUUAGGUCUCGCAAUCAUCAAGAGCUCCAUUUGUGUGACCCUUUUGCGUAUUGCUAGCUCACAGAAGAUGUACCGGUUUUUCGUGUUGGGCUUACUAACUCUCACCAUCGCUACCUUCUUGGUGACUAUGAUUGGGCUCCUACUUCUAUGUAGACCUGUGGCUGCAAAUUGGGAUACAUCAUUGUUAGCAGAUGGAAAAGGGACAUGUUCGGGUAUGGGCACAAUGAUUGCAUUGAGUUACACCUCCACAGCCUCUACCAUUGUGACAGACAUGGCUUGUGCCAUAUUCCCGGGCGUAAUGCUAUACAGGACGCAAAUGCCAUUGGGAAGGAAGAUAUCUGUGGGCUUGCUUCUGUCCUUUGCUUCUGUGUAGGCCCAUUUUCCGUCCUUUGCUUCCCUGAUGUAGCUAACCAGAGUCUGCACUCAGUGCUUCGAUAUCCACCAUGAUCCGUUCACCGUACAUCGAACGCUAUCGCAAUCCAACAGACAACCUGCUCUGUAAGAUAUUCUGCAGACUUCCUUUUCUGACAACAGUACUUACACCUCUCUAGACUAUACUGGAUUCAUCGUUCUCCUAUCCAACAUAGAAACCGCCAUUGGCUGCGUCGCAAGCUCACUCCCAACAGUGGGCCGCUUCAUUAUUCGCAACAGAGCUAAGAAAAGUUCCGCUUCGAGAUCGCAAGGCGCCAAGGACCUUGUCACAUAUGGUAGUGCACCCAUCAGUGGUCGAAAUAAUGCCAAGGGUCGUGUGUUCCGCAAUCCUACCGACACCGGCACGACAUUCACCACAGUCCACGCACAUGGUGAUGGAGAUUGGAGCAGAUUGCACGACGCGGAUUCCGACCAUAUCCCGAAUCUAGAUGCUGAGCACGGAGUUCCCGCUGAUGAUACUUAUCAGGUGGAAUUGUCAAAGUCGCCAAAACAUACUCAGUCGGAAUCGGUCAGGGAGCUAGCUCAUGAUGGCUCUUCGCAUUGAGGGUAAAAUUAACCCCUUUUUGUUUUUUCUUUCUGUUUUUUUAACCAAUAAAUGCGUAUAUGGUCGUCAUUCCGACACAGGGCGUCCAAUAUUCUGGACUCUCGGGCUAAGUGUGAAGAUUUCUGCAGUGUUUGAGCAACUUCAACAUGGGAACUUGGUAAUCUUUGGUUAUAGUUUAAUACCCCCUUCUAUCAUGUUAUUUAAGCCAGCGUAGACACAGUGGUACAGUUAGAAAGGCUACAUGGAAUAGGAGUAUUCUAAUUAUGGAAAGGUUAUGAUGAGAUGACAUCAUGACUGUAUUUUUAGUAUCAUCUUUAUAAUUCUUCCAAGAGGAUAGGAUAAAUCUGCCUCUACAAUGGUGGACAUGAUAGCUUUUUCACGGAAUUUUCGGGAUAUUGGAGUUUCAUUCUAGAUUUGGGAUAAAAGGAA